This is a messenger RNA of Daucus carota subsp. sativus, 4111 nucleotides long. Its product is annotated as protein transport protein SEC23 A. Gene Ontology annotation, biological process: intracellular protein transport; endoplasmic reticulum to Golgi vesicle-mediated transport; COPII-coated vesicle cargo loading. The transcript has 7 exons. Lineage: Eukaryota; Viridiplantae; Streptophyta; Magnoliopsida; Apiales; Apiaceae. Gene Ontology annotation, molecular function: GTPase activator activity; zinc ion binding. Gene Ontology annotation, cellular component: COPII vesicle coat; endoplasmic reticulum exit site. Bases 450 to 3200 code for a protein of 916 amino acids. The record is from RefSeq and is a predicted model, not a curated record.
AUCCGGCCACGAACUGGGAAGUGAAGGUUAAUCCCACGCGCACUCCUCAGAUGCGCAGUUCAAACGCUCAUUUACAUUCAUGCAGAGAAAGCUGCCUGUAAGAAGUAAAGAUUAUUGGCCUUGAUCACAUUCCUCGAUUCGAAUUUCUGUUAUUCAAUACACAUCAUCGUUUUGUUCCUGGUUGUUAAUUUGGAGGAAAUCAUGUUAUAUAUGGGCUGUGUUUUGUGAUUAUGAUGAAUCUGUGUAAAGGUGAAAUCUUGGUGUUUUCUUGAAUUGGGUCAUGAUGAUUGGUUAUUGAGGCUUAAUUCUUCAUGAUUUGAAAUGGGGUUUUAAAAAUACCCAGUUUCUCCCAUUUAAUGGGGGUUUUUAGAUUCUGGGGUUUUAAGUUUUUGAUGUAUAUUGCGGAUUUUGUUUCUUCUCGAAUGAUGUUGAGCUGAUUUCAUGUUGUUAUGGCCAAUCAACCAAAAAUUUCUAGUGCAUAUUCUGUUACUUUUGCCCCCUCUAACCCCAAAUCACCUGAAGUUCGCCCGGAAACAAAGUUCACCCCUCCUCUUUCCUCACCAGUAGGGCCUACAUAUCCUUCGCCACCAGUUAUAGUACCGAACCAGAUUCCUUUGCCUUCUGUUAGGGUCCCCAGUUUGAAUACAGCUAUACAGACGAAUUUUAUUCCUUCGCCAUAUGGUAGGACCCCAACUCCAAGUUCAGUUACACCGCCUAAUCAUAUUGCGUUGCAGCUUGCGAGGUCCCCAAGUCCAACUUCAGUUUCACCAGCAAAUGGAAUUAGGGAUGGUAGCCUUUAUCCGUAUUUAAGCACUCCACCUGGUCCUCCUAGGUUCUCUUCCCCACUGCAACCUGCGUCUCUGCCCUUCCGAACUUCUACUGCAACUCCUCAGCAACUUCCUCUAACUUCCGGUUCAUCUUUACCUACGUCAGCAUCCCCUAGUCCUCGUUAUUCGAAUAGUUCAGUUGAUUUGCAGGAUCAAGUCUCAGAGGCUUCUGAGGAUCUCUUGCCUUUUAUAGAAGUAACAAAUGUCUUAUUCUCAGCUAGUAAGGUAUUGAAGCACAAAAAAUUGGUAAACAGAACUAGUUUAGGGUUUGGAGCAUUGGUUUCUUCUGGGAGAGAUAUUCCUUUGGGUCCUCAAAUAAUUCAACAGGAUCCUCAUCGCUGCCAAAAUUGUGGAGCUUAUGCAAAUUUUUAUUGUACUAUACUAAUUGGUUCAGGCCAGUGGCAGUGUGUGAUUUGUCGAAAUUUGAAUGGAAGUGAAGGAGAAUAUAUUGCUUCCAGCAAGGAAGAGCUUCGUACUCUUCCAGAGCUCUUAUCUCCAUUUGUCGAUUACGUUCAGACCGGGAACAAGAGGCCUGAGUUUGUUCCGGUUUCUGAUUCUAGAACGUCCGCACCUGUUGUCCUUGUCAUAGAUGAGUGUUUGGAUGAGCCUCACCUCCAGCACUUGCAAGGCUCUUUGCACGCAUUUGUAGAUUAUCUCCCCCCAGCAACAAGAAUUGGGAUUGUGCUCUUUGGGCGUACAGUGUCAGUAUAUGAUUUCUCUGAAGAGUUAACUGCAUCUGCUGAUGUACUGCCUGGUAGAAUCUCACCAAGUCGGGAAUCUUUAAAAGCUCUAAUAUAUGGAACUGGAUUAUAUUUAUCACCUGUUCAUGCCUCUAGGCAUGUUGCUCAUUUAAUAAUUUCAUCGUUGCGGCCAUACGAGCUAAACUUUCCUGAAGCUUCUAGAGACCGUUGCCUGGGCACUGCAGUCGAGGUUGCUCUAGCUGUAAUCCAAGGACCUUCAGCGGAGCUGCCAAGAGGAGCUAUAAAGAGGUCUUUAGGUAAUAGUCGAAUAAUCGUGUGUGCCGGAGGGCCAAAUACUCAUGGUCCUGGAUCGGUGCCACACUCGUUUAGUCAUCCUAACUAUGCUUAUAUGGAAAACUCAGCAUUGAAAUGGAUGGAGAAUCUUGGCUGUGAGGCUCAUCGGCAAAACACAGUGGUUGAUAUAUUGUGUGCAGGAACGUGCCCCGUACGAGUUCCUGUUUUGCAACCUCUUGCAAAAGCUUCUGGGGGUGUUCUAAUUGUCCAUGAUGACUUUGGAGAGGCCUUUGGUGUGAACUUGCAGAGGGCUUCUACUAGGUCAGCUGGUUCCCAUGGUUUGUUAGAGGUGCGCUGUUCUGAUGAUAUUCUUAUAACUCAGGUUAUAGGCCCUGGUGAAGAGGCAAAUGUAGAUAAUCAUGAAAGUUUUAAAAAUGACAGCUCUCUGUCAAUACAAAUGCUUAGUGUUGAAGAAAUGCAGUGCUUUGCGCUAUCCAUGGAAACAAGAAGUGACAUCAAAAGCGAUCAUGUAUACUUUCAGUUUGCAAUUCAAUACACAAAUGUAUAUCUUGCUGAUAUAUCAAGAGUGAUCACUGUGAGAUUACCAACAGUGGAUAGUGUUUCUGCAUAUCUUGAGAGCAUUCAAGAUGAAGUGGCAUCUGUUAUUAUUGCCAAAAGGACUCUCUUACGAGCCAAAAACUCUUCAACAGCAAAUGAUAUGCGAGCAACAAUCGAUGAAAGAGUACGAGACAUUGCUCUUAAGUUUGGGACACAGACACCAAGCUCAAAGCUUUAUCGGUUCCCCAAGGAGCUUAACCUUUUGCCAGAACUUUUAUUUCAUCUUAAACGAGGGCCACUUUUGGGAAACAUUAUUGGUCAUGAAGAUGAGAGGUCUGUGUUGCGAAAUCUAUUUCUAAAUGCUUCCUUUGAUCUGUCUAUUCGCAUGGUAGCACCACGAUGCCUUAUGCACCGUGAAGGUGGCACCUUUGAAGAACUGCCGGCUCAUGACCUUGUUAUGCAGUCUGAUUCAGCAGUUGUGCUUGACCAUGGGACAGAUGUCUUCAUUUGGUUGGGUGCUGAACUUGCUUCUCAAGCAGGUAAAUGUGCUGCAGCUUUGGCAGCUUGUCGAACAUUGACGGAGGAACUUACUGAAAUGCGGUUUCCAGCUCCUAGGAUCCUUGCAUUUAAAGAGGGAAGCUCUCAAGCUCGGUAUUUUGUUUCAAGGCUAAUACCAGCACACAAGGAUCCCCCAUAUGAGCAAGAAGCAAGAUUUCCACAGCUUCGAACUUUAAGUGCAGAGCAGAGAACAAAGUUGAAGAGUAGUUUUAUUCACUUUGAUGAACCUAGCUUCUGUGAAUGGAUGCGCGGUUUGAAAAUCUCACCACCUGAACCAAGUUAACACAACCUUCUAAAUGUUUUGUAUCUACCUGUUUGAGAGCUGAAGUUUGAAGUCUGAAGGGCAAUUGUUUGAAGGGAGCUGAUCUUGGCCAUUAAUGGGUGGGGAGCUCUUACCUAAUCAUCAGUUUCUCAGUCGUUGAUAACGGUCGAGAUUACAAAUUCUGCUCCCCUCUGCCGGCACAAUGAAAGUUUAGAUUAAAGAUUCUGCUCCCCUCUACCAGCACAAAAAAGUUGCAGGAGUUUUAGCUUCCACUCAAAAAGAAGUCACUGGAAGGAGGGUUGGCUUUCAAAAAAUUUUGUCCUGCCGGAAAGAGCAUCUCCAGUAGUAUUAGGUAAAUUGAUCAGUAUAUAAUAAUAAUUAGCUAUAUUAUAGAAUUAUAGAUGAUGAAAAAGUGAUUUUACUUCAAUGCUAUUAGCUAUAAUUGUUAGUUAUAUUUCGAAAUUAAAAUCUUAUUAUAAUUAUUGGAAGGAGAUGAGUUGGACAUGCAAUAGGGAGACGAGCAUGAAGUUGAAGGAAGAGGAGGUGGACAUUUAUAUCUCAUGUAAAAAAAAUUAUUGCUAACCGAUUGUGGUUGGAGAAGGCAAUUAUAUAAACGGCUUAGCUAUACGAAGUGCCAACUAGGAUUUAGCUAAUAGAUUCGUAUGGGUGGGAGCUGAAAAAAUGCUGAUCAUGUAAAAGCUCCCUGGACAUUGAUUGUCAGGGAUCAACUCCCUUGUUUGAAGCUAUUAAUCUUUCUAAUUGCAGAAAUCACUUAAAAAUAUUCUUUAAUAUCAAAUUUAGGGGCCGUUUGGUUUGCUUCGGAGAAACAGAAUGUAGAGAAAGGAAAGGAAUGAUUCUGUAUUGUUUUAACUGUUUGGUUUUGAUCCGGAGGUGGAAUGAAAAAUUAUAUGACGAGUUUUAUAUUUGAUUUU